Messenger RNA from Melanotaenia boesemani (Boeseman's rainbowfish), 786 nucleotides. RefSeq names its product histone H2A-like. Bases 115 to 501 code for a protein of 128 amino acids. The record is from RefSeq and is a predicted model, not a curated record. Gene Ontology annotation, molecular function: DNA binding; protein heterodimerization activity; structural constituent of chromatin. Lineage: Eukaryota; Metazoa; Chordata; Actinopteri; Atheriniformes; Melanotaeniidae. The transcript has a single exon. Gene Ontology annotation, cellular component: nucleosome.
GCGUCACUGGUUGGUCUGUGAGAAACCUACCCCCUCCACGUGGUGAUAUAAGGCUGCGUCUGGCAGGUUGAGCCAUUUAUCUUUGAGACGAGACUCGAGAAGAUAUCCACAACAAUGAGUGGACGUGGCAAGACCGGUGGCAAAGCCAGAGCUAAGGCAAAGACCCGCUCCUCUCGCGCAGGUCUCCAGUUUCCAGUGGGCCGUGUUCAUAGACUGCUCCGCAAAGGGCACUAUGCAGAGCGCGUCGGUGCCGGUGCCCCCGUUUACUUGGCAGCAGUGCUGGAGUAUCUGACUGCUGAGAUCCUGGAGCUGGCUGGAAACGCUGCUCGCGACAACAAGAAAACUCGUAUCAUCCCGCGUCACCUUCAGCUGGCCGUCCGCAAUGACGAGGAGCUGAACAAGCUUCUGGGCGGAGUGACCAUCGCUCAGGGUGGUGUGUUGCCCAACAUCCAGGCCGUCUUGCUGCCCAAAAAGACCGAGAAGCCCGCUAAGGCCAAAUAAAUGAAGACGUUUUCUUGACGGGAACUAAAUACUCGAACGGCUCUUUUAAGAGCCACACACUGAACUCCUACGAGCAGUGAACUGUCGUAUAACAAUCGGUUUUCUCCAUUUAACCCUACUUUUAAAUUGUUUCAUAUUAAACUAUGAUUUUAAAUUACUAUCGUACUUUGAAUAUAAACCACCACCACAUUUCAUCUAACAAAAGAUGAACUUUCAUCCUUCCCCAGCUGUCACAUUGCUAAACUGAGCACUAUGAUCUGACUCGCUUUAGAUUCUCAUUGAUGC